Molecule: messenger RNA, 1117 nt
Organism: Ipomoea triloba (trilobed morning glory)
Lineage: Eukaryota; Viridiplantae; Streptophyta; Magnoliopsida; Solanales; Convolvulaceae
Product: ferritin-3, chloroplastic-like
Exons: 8
Coding region: 53-838 (261 amino acids)
Biological process (GO): iron ion transport; intracellular iron ion homeostasis
Cellular component (GO): cytoplasm
Molecular function (GO): ferrous iron binding; ferric iron binding
Source: RefSeq, a predicted model, not a curated record
UAUAAAUCUUUGUGUUUUUUUUUUUUUUUUGUAAUAGAAAGAUAAUAGAAAGAUGUUUGUGAAGGGAUUUUCUGGCGUUUCUGUGUACAAACCUUCCGGUGCCCUGCUUCCGGCGGGGUUGGGUUUGGGUUCUCCCGUCUCUCCGGUCUCGAAUCUUGCUUUUCCGGCAGGCCGGAAAGUUGGAUUUUCGAUCUCGGCUGUUUCUGAGACUGCGGAUGCUCCACUCACCGGGGUUGUGUUUCAGCCGUUUCAGGAGGUCAAGAAUGAUGCUUUCAUGGUGCCCAUAACCCCUCAGGUCUCGCUUGCUCGCCAGAAGUACUCCGAUGAGUGCGAAGCCGCAAUUAAUGAGCAGAUCAAUGUUGAAUACAGCGCCUCUUAUGCGUACCACUCCAUGUAUGCAUACUUUGAUAGAGACAAUGUUGCCCUCAAAGGGCUCGCCAAGUUUUUCAAGGAAUCAAGUGAAGAAGAAAGGGAACAUGCUGAAAAGCUAAUGAAAUAUCAGAACAUCCGAGGUGGAAAAGUGAAGCUGCACAGUAUUCUUUCACCUCUUUCGGAAUUUGAACACAUUGAGAAGGGUGAUGCAUUGUAUGCUAUGGAACUAGCACUGUCAUUGGAGAAGUUAGUGAAUGAGAAACUCCUCAACCUCCAUGCUGUGGCUCAGCGAAACAAUGAUCCUCAGAUGACAGAUUUUGUUGAGAGCGAGUUUCUGGAGGAGCAGGUUGAAGCUAUUAAGAAGAUUUCAGAAUAUGUUACACAAUUAAGAAGGGUUGGAAAAGGACAUGGAGUUUGGCACUUUGAUCAGAUGCUCCUCCAUGAAGAUGGCAAUGGGGUGGCAUGAAGUCUGGGCUGUUUCUUUCCAGAGUUAGAUUUCUGGGCAUGAAGUGAUUGGUUACUAUGUCAGUAUCAGAUCAGAAGUAGAUUAAGCUAUGUACUUGUCAGUGUGUUUUUGUUUAUCUUAGAAACUUGUGUUUUGUUUCAUCAGUAAAUAACAUUCAUCCUAUCUGACAAGUGUGGGAUGAAUUGUUGUAGUGUAGUUAGACUAGUUGUCAACUUGCAAUGGGCUUGCUCUGCAAUUUUGCAUAUAACAAUAUCAGUUCGAAAUUCCUUUAUAUUCAAA